AUGCUCUUGAUAGGUAUUACCAAACUGAAAGCAAAAAGAGUUUUGAAUAAAAGUGGUACAGAUACUCUUCUAAAGAAAAAAUUUAUUAAGCCCUACAAAAAUUAAGAACUUAAGUAAAAGAGUUCUCUAGAUGACGAAGAAAGUAAUGCUAGAUUAGUUUAGCUUAGAUAAAUCGCGGAUAGCUAUAUGCAGGUAACAUAUGAUGAAAGCUAAUCCCUGGAAGAUGCCUAAAAACUUUUUAGGUCAAUGCAAUCAUAAGAAAAUUUACCUAAGAAUUCUGAAGAACUAGUCUUCAAAUAAGGCUCAAUAUUUAGAAGUAAACUUUAGAGAUUAAAUUAGAGACUUAAUGAAUCUAUUUCUAAAAAUACAGCCUCGGUUAUGAUUAGCUAGCAUAUAUAAGAUCAGCAGAAGCAGAAAAAUCUGAAGUCUAUAGGAAUGCUUAAUCGAAAGUAGCCAGAAUAUCUAGAAUACGAAAAAGUAAAACUAGAAGAUUUGAUAACUUAAGAUGAGAUGAGCAAAUCAGUUGACCAUAGCAAUGGAGACGAUAAUUACUCAAGGUUUAAGGAUGCAAAAUCAUUGUACAACUUAACAAAAAAGGAACUUGAGGAUCUCAAAAUUAAAGUUUCUUAAUCCCCAGAGAAAUCUAAAAGGUUUUCAAACUUGAAUGACAACAAAAAUUUAACAAUCUUAAACCAAGUUAAUGAUUAGAAAAUUAAAAAAGUAGCAGGUUAAAUGAGUGAUUCAUAUUACUAAAAUGUAGCCACUAUUAAAAACAUAGAGAAUGAUUUGAAUUUUCCUAAACUAAUAAAAUUGAGGGAGAAAAAUAUUAUUAGAUUUAGAAUCAAGAAAUGA
Messenger RNA from Stylonychia lemnae, 852 nucleotides. NCBI's taxonomy places the organism in Eukaryota, Ciliophora, Spirotrichea, Sporadotrichida, Oxytrichidae. The record is from the annotation of a GenBank genome assembly.